AUGCCAUAUACGAUUCAGGUACGUGGUCUUCCAGAGGACACGAACGAGGAGGCUGUGCGCGACUUUUUUAGCCGUGUGGGCGAUGUGGCGCGAUGCACGCUGGAGAAUAACGCCGCGACGCUGUCGUUUGAGAAGGAAGAUGACUUUAACGAGGCUCUGAACAUGGAUGGUAUGGAAUUUGAAAACGGUGCCGCCAUUCAAGUGACAAAGAAGGAACAGAACCAUGCGGCGGGGCAGCAGCCUGGGCGUGAGGACAACGACGCGGAGGACAACCACAAAAAUGGUGCGACUGAGGCAGAGAGGGCCGAAGGGAGGGAUUCAAUGCCACGCGAUAACCGCAAGCGUUUCCGUGAGGAAUUCAAGAUUGCCGUCCGCCACAUCGCAGAGGACACCACCGAACAGCAGCUCCGUGAGCUUUUUGAGCCGCUGGGAACCAUCGCCGACCUCUUUCUAGAGCCACGGCGCCGCUACGCCUUUGUCGGCUUUGACAACACCGACUCCCUUGAAGCUGCCCUGCAGAUGACAGGUCGUGAGCUGAACGGUGUGGCCAUUGAGGUGGAGAAGAAACGCACAGCCCCACGUGAGAACGUGUUGCAGACGAAAGUAGUGGUGAAGGGAUUGCCGCCAAACACAACAGAGGAGGAGCUUCGCGCUUUCUUUGCCUCCGCUGGGGAACCUGUCGACGUCUUCAUCCACGACAAGAAGCACUUUGCGUUUAUUGGCUUUCCCAACGAGGAGUCUUGUGGGGCGGCGCUUCGGCUGACUGGCUCGGAGCUAAACGGCAGCCGCGUCGAGAUUGAGCGACGCCAGCGCCAGCGCUGCUUCAAAUGUGACAGGGAGGGCCACGUGGCGCUGCAGUGCCGUGCUGUUGACUCCAUGUACCGUUCUACCCUGCGUGAUAACCGCCGCAACUACAACGACAGGCGCGACUUCAACGACCGACGGGGCUUCAACGACCGGCGGGAUUUUAACGACCGGCGCGACUUCAAUGACCGACGAGGCUUCAACGAGCGGCGCGACUUAAAUGACCGACGGGGCUUCAACGACCGGCGGGAUUUUAACGACCGGCGUGACUACAACGAUCGGCGAGAGUUUAAUGACAGGCAAGACGUCAGUGAGAGGCGAGACUUCAAUGAACGACGGGACGUCGAAAAACGGGAGGAUCGCCGCCGUCCUCGAUCUCGCUCGGACUCAUACGAACGGCAUCGUCGCCGUCACAGUCACAGUCGAAGCCGGAGCCGGAGCCCGAAGCGCUUUGCUCGUGAACGUGACCGCGAGCGGGACCGCAGCCGCAGUCCAGCGCGCCGCCGCUAUUAG
This is a messenger RNA of Trypanosoma rangeli, 1317 nucleotides long. Its product is annotated as RNA-binding protein. Gene Ontology annotation, molecular function: zinc ion binding; RNA binding. The transcript has a single exon. Lineage: Eukaryota; Euglenozoa; Kinetoplastea; Trypanosomatida; Trypanosomatidae. The record is from RefSeq and is a predicted model, not a curated record. The coding region runs from base 1 to 1317 and encodes 438 amino acids.